AUGAGGCAUCCAUACUUGCGUCCCUGUCACCACCGCGCUUCCCCUCGCUCGCAUUCCCCUCCCCCUCCCUCCCUCUUUUCCCUGUAUCCCCCCUGGCAGCUACCUGCCUGUGCUGGUGGAUGCAUCACCAAAGGCGCUCUCUGCCAGGCCAGACGAGGCAUCCAUCCUCGCUUGCAUUCCCUCUCACCACCCGUGCCCCCCGCCCUCCCUACCCUCUCUUUCUUCUUGCGCAGCUACCUGCCUGUGCUGGUGGAUGCGUCUCCAAAGGUGCUCGCUGCCGGGCCAGACGAGGCAUCCAUACUUGCUGUCCGCGAGAAGGUGAGGUGGCAGGGAGAAGGUGAGUUGGCAGGGAGGGAGAUGGUGAGGAGGCAGGGAGAAGGUGAGGAGGCAGGCAGGGAGAAGGUGAGGAGGCAGGCAGGGAGAAGGCCUGGCAAUGGGCACGCUAGGGAGCGUGCUCGCCAUGCUGCUCUCCUUCGCCAUCACGCUGCUCAUCCCCAACGACCUCCUAAAGCUCCGAGUCACCGUGGCCGUGUGCGGGCUCUGGUGGAGAACAAGGCAUCCCUGUCAGGCCUGGCAAUGGGCACCCUGGGAAGCGUGCUCGCCAUGCUACUCUCCUUCGCCAUCACGCUCCUCAUCCCAGACGACCUCCUCAAGCUCCGAGUCACCGUGGCCGUGUGCGGGCUCUGGUGGGUCGCCCUCUCCGCCUUCACCUUCGCGUGGCUGCACCCGCGCCCCGGUCCCCCCAUGCCCAAGACCGGAUUCUCCAUGCUCAACCGCUGGCGCCACCUCUUCGGUCUCUUCAAGGAGGCUUCCCGGUACCGCUACACGUUCAUCUUUCUCAUCUGCCUCGUGGCAUACAGCAGCGGAUUCACGACCAUGCUGCAGAUGGCGGUGCUGUUCGGACAGAACGACCUCUGCUUGACCGUUUCCUCCAUGGCUAUCAUUGCGCUCACCGUCGCUGUCGUGGCCAUUGCUGGCAUGCCGCUCGCGCUGCUCUUCCAGCGGAAAACCCACGCGACGAACAAGACCAUGGUCGUGAUUCUCCUCACGUGCCUAGUUCCCCUGCCCGUGUGGGGAUUCAUCGGGUAUUUCACCGCGGACGGGGGAUUCGGGCUGAAAUCCGCGUGGGAGAUUUACCUGUGUGCGGCGUGGCUGGGGUUCUUCCUGGGCGCGCUGACGUCGUACUCGCGCAAACUGUUCAUUGAUUUCAUCCCCGUGGGUCGCGAGGGCGCAUUCUUCACGCUCUUCUUCAUCUGCGAUCGCAUCAGCUCGUGCAUUGGCCCGUUCGUCAUCGCUGCAGUCACCCAGCUGCGGCCUGUGUUUGGAUACGUCUUUCUCGUGCUCGUCAUCCCAGCGAUCUCCGUCCAAAUUUUCGUCAACUAUAACAAGGGGGUGGCAGAGGCUGGGAGGGCAACCAAGCAUCAAGAGAGAUUACAAGAGGAGGGUCUUCAUGAAGCCAGCCACGCUCAUGGCACUCAAGUGGUUCAUGCAGAGCCGUGA
Molecule: messenger RNA, 1500 nt
Organism: Closterium sp. Naga37s-1
Lineage: Eukaryota; Viridiplantae; Streptophyta; Zygnematophyceae; Desmidiales; Closteriaceae
Source: the annotation of a GenBank genome assembly